This is a messenger RNA of Tripterygium wilfordii, 2130 nucleotides long. Its product is annotated as transcription termination factor MTEF18, mitochondrial. The transcript has 2 exons. Gene Ontology annotation, molecular function: double-stranded DNA binding. Gene Ontology annotation, cellular component: chloroplast. Lineage: Eukaryota; Viridiplantae; Streptophyta; Magnoliopsida; Celastrales; Celastraceae. Bases 354 to 2090 code for a protein of 578 amino acids. Gene Ontology annotation, biological process: regulation of DNA-templated transcription; chloroplast organization. The record is from RefSeq and is a predicted model, not a curated record.
CAUGUAAAAAUAGUUAAAAACCCCUAAUCCCCUUCUCUUAACCUGCCGAGGCAAGGUAUAAGCGCAGCCUUCAUGUUUCAAGUAGGCCCAUCCUCUUCUAUCUCCCUCCUCCAGAAACGCCACACGCUGCCUCGGUCUCAAAAACCUUUCUUUCCGUUGGGUUUUGGUGUUUUGGCCAUUCAUUGUUUUGUGUUUCUCAAAAUUCUCAGAAAAAAUUCAACCUUUUCCAAUCAGUCCCUGGCUGUGUACUUCAGAUGCUCCCAAAACUCGCGAGACUCCAUUAGUUCAGUUCCUGAAUUGGUUGUGAUUGUCCAAAUUCCAGAAUCCACAAAAGGGUCUCGAGAUUCUAUGAAAUGAUUACACAACUCCACCAUCUUGUUGUUGUAUCUCCUGUUAUUUACCUAAGGGCCCGUGAUAUGCAAAACCUAUAUCCAGUUUCCCUUCAAGUUCGAGGCUUUGGCGGCACAGGACAUACCCUUGAUUCAAAAAUCUCAUGCUUUAAGUCAACUCGGCCACCAAGUCCACUUUUUGCUAGCCGUGUAUCUCGGGUUGCUAAAACUGAGGCUCAAGAUGUGCUCUUUGAUUACCUGCAUUGUACUAGGAGCUAUAGUUUCACUGAUGCUGAGCAUAUCAGCAAGAACUCCCCUCGUUUCAUUCAAGACUUGCUAUCCAAGAUUGACAGUGAGAAAGAUGUUGUAAGAUCCUUAACCAAAUUUUUAAGGUACAAUCCUAUCAAUGAGUUUGAGCCGUUCUUUGAGAGUUUGGGUUUGAGCCCAUCUGAGCUCCCUUCUCUUCUUCCACGGAACUUGAUGUAUUUGAAUGAUGAUCACCUUAUGCUUGAGAAUGUUCAUAUUUUAUGCAAUUAUGGGAUUCCUCGUGGUAGAAUUGGUAGGAUGUACAAGGAAGCAAAAGAGAUCUUUGGACAUGAUUAUGGGGUUCUGGCUUUGAAACUUCAGAGUUAUGAAAAUUUGGACUUAAGCAAAAGCACAGUUAUAAAGCUGGUCAGUUGUUGUCCAUCAGUUUUGGUUGGUGGUAUCGACACUAAUUUUGUUCAAGUUCUUGAAAUUUUGAAGAAAUUAAAGUUGAGAAAUGACUGGAUUGGGGGAUAUUUAACUGGUAAAUGCACAUAUAAUUGGAGGAGAAUUCUUGAUACCCUGGAUUUCCUUGAGAAAGUUGGUUACCGUGAAGAUCAGUUACUUGAUUUGCUUAAAAACAACCCGGCACUAGUGUUUGAAGGUUCGGGGAAGAAGAUUUAUAUAUUGUUUGGCCGGCUGGUCAAGUUGGGUCUCAAAAUGGAUGAAGUUUAUUCUUUAUUCAUACAAAACCCAAAACUAUUGCUGGAAAGAUUUGCCAAAAAUCUUUUGCAUGCAAUAUAUUUCCUGUUUUACAUUGGAAUGACAGCAGAAGACGUUGCAAGCAUUGUAUCAAUCCAUACAGAACUUGUGUUUUCGUGUUCCUUGAAAGGACCAAAAACUGUUUGUAAAGAACUGAAAGUUGGGAAAGAUGGUUUAUGCGAAAUUAUAAAGGGAGACUCAUUGAAGCUGUUCAGUUUAGCGUCUAAAUCAAAAGUCAAAAGAAAUGAGCAGGUAGGCUCCCAAGAUCCAAGAAAGCGUAUGGAAAAAACAGAUUUUUUGUUGAGAUUGGGGUAUGUCGAGAAUUCGGAUGAGAUGAUGAAAGCUUUAAAACAGUUCAGAGGCAGAGCUGAUCAGUUACAGGAGAGGUUUGAUUACUUGGUUCAAGCCGGUUUGGACUUCAAUGUUGUGUCUAGCAUAAUUAAACAGGCUCCAAUGGUUCUUAACCAGAGCAAAGAAGUAGUGGAGAAGAAGAUUGAUUGCUUAACAAAAUGUUUAAAUUACCCACUUGAGUCUGUGGUGGCUUUUCCAGCCUACUUAUGUUAUGAUCUAGAGAGGAUUAAGCAUAGGUUUUCAAUGUAUGUUUGGCUAAGGGAGAGAGGUGUAGCAAAGCCCAUGUUAUCCUUGAGCACCCUUCUCGCAUGUUCAGAUGCACGGUUUGUAAAAUAUUUUGUAAAUGUACAUCCAGAAGGCCCAGCCAUGUGGGAAAGCUUGAAGAAAUCAUCAACUGCAAGCUAAGGCUAAUCUAUCCUCGUAUUAUAUAGAUGUGGUUCUACUA